Messenger RNA from Leptomonas pyrrhocoris, 390 nucleotides. RefSeq lists its product as hypothetical. The coding region runs from base 1 to 390 and encodes 129 amino acids. The transcript has a single exon. Lineage: Eukaryota; Euglenozoa; Kinetoplastea; Trypanosomatida; Trypanosomatidae. The record is from RefSeq and is a predicted model, not a curated record.
AUGGAUGCUUAUCUUCGUUCUUUUUUUGUUUUCCUCUUCCUUUUCUUACUCUUGUUGUUGUUGUUCUUCGGAAAAGGUAAGUGUUCUAUGGUGGAGGAUAGGUAUUUGUUAUUAUCUAUUGUGGUGGUGAUGGACGACGAGUGUGUUGUUGUUGUGCUGCAGCGCUACUGUCAUUUCGUGUCUGUAAAAAAACCAGCUUCAGCUUCUUAUGCAGCUAUUUGGGUUUUUGUUUUUCUCCUCUCUCGUGGUAUUCUCUCCCUCAUUGUUCGCUUCAGCUUCAACAUGUGGGAUUCUUUCUCAGUUCUCCUCGUGUUUCCUUGUUUGUCUGCUUUCCUACUUGCUGUUGUGAUGCUCACUGACGAGAGCAUACAGGCAAAAUAUAUAGUAUAG